AUGACAGAAAAGCUGUUCUCAUGUGUUUCAUUGCUGCUGAGCGUUCCUCUUCGUACCACUCCCCAUGAAUGCAAGAAUCCUGAACUGGAUGGAUUCGCCGAUUGUUCCGCCUGUCAGCAAGCCGCAUUUCUGCACCAAAUGAUCAUGAACAUGACAGAAAACGUCUCACCGAAGCUGGAAAUGGCAAUCACAGCCACCGAGGAUGAUCCGGUCGACAGUUAUGACGCAACAACCCCAGGCACUUCACAUCCCAGCGCGGCAUUAUCCCCCCAAACCGCACCCGGUAGCAAAAGAGCUUCGCCCGCGACAGCAACCGCUCCUUCGGGAUUUUCUGAGGGUGGUCUGUGCUUCCAAACAGCCACCGUUGAGCAAACCGGUGACGAAGAGUUUGUUGGCAUUUUGCCAAGUGAAGAGGUUGAAGUAGCCAUGGCAGAAGCCACGACACUGACGGAGACCGAUGUAGGACGAGAGACCUGCCAGGUGGUGACGAGCAGCCUCGUAGAAGGAGUAAAGGUAAACGAAUGA
This is a messenger RNA of Cooperia oncophora, 525 nucleotides long. The record is from the annotation of a GenBank genome assembly. NCBI's taxonomy places the organism in Eukaryota, Metazoa, Nematoda, Chromadorea, Rhabditida, Trichostrongylidae.